Petromyzon marinus (sea lamprey) is the source of this 2325-nucleotide messenger RNA. The record is from RefSeq and is a predicted model, not a curated record. Lineage: Eukaryota; Metazoa; Chordata; Hyperoartia; Petromyzontiformes; Petromyzontidae.
GUUUUUACACAAUUAUAUUUUAAUCUUGUAAAAAAUAAUCUGUACUUAUUCGUUCGACGAUCUCAAGGAAUCCUGUCCUUGAAAAGGGAUUGUUUGGUGUUUUAACGUCUUAACACACCUGUUUUAUUCCCAGAAAGGGUUAAACCUAUUGAAAUAUUUUGAUACUGGCAAGAAAGAUCCCACCAUAUCGAUAUCCACUUUCGCGGACAGCAGAUGGUGCAAUCCGCCAUCUGCUUCUGGGGCAAAGUUGCCGGCAACCAGGAAACAAGAAGUCAGCCAAUUGGCUCGAGUUGUUCGCAAUGAGGAAGCUGGGGGGGGGGGGUAAGUACAAGUUGGAUGUCCGUCCGUGUAUUUUUUUUUAUUUUGCACGGGGAUGGAGCAAUGUAAGCCCAGACCCCCGGCUGUUUCACUGAAGCUAGGGGCCAGUCACGUCGAUUUUCGUUAAACCAACUCAAAGAGAGCCAGGACGUCGCUGCGGAGUCCAUCGCCUGUGUAUGUACCCACUGCAUGUCGAACUUCUUUCGCGCCGUACGUAAGGCAACGGCGCUCGUCGGAGGUGCAGGCGGGAGUCUCGUUUGUCGAGAGGGAUCCUGCGUCAACGACAUUACAAUCGUCACCACGGCUUGUCCCGGGUACUAUCGGGCCUGCCCAUAGCCCCACAGAGAUCGCCGAUGCUGUUGUUUUGGUGGCAUAGAAAUAUACUCUCCCUAUCCAUCCAGCACCGAGCGCCAGCCAUUGCACUGGAUCCUGUCCACAAGCGACCAGCCGGCCAGCCACGUGUGCAAUGGCGGGAGAAGCGCUGCUGCUCGACCUUCCCGGCCUCGGGCCGGGGUUCCGAGCUGACCCGGCCUCCUUCCUCCCGGCGGCCCCGCGUCUCUCCUCCGGCCGCGGCCGCCCCUCGCUCCUCCUCGUGCUCUGCUCUCCUCGCGACGACGACGACGACGCCGCCGCCUCCGCCGUGACGGCCGCCUUCAAGGACUCGGCCGCGGCCGAGCCCCCGGGCUUGGCGCCGCCGUGCUACGUCCUGCGCGACGACAGCGUCGCCCGCCUCUUCUACCGCGCCAAGGGCCGCGUGGACGAGCUGGCGCUCGCCAGGGUGACCGUGGUCACGGGCGGGCACCGCGCGGCGCUGCUGGGCGCCUACGCGGCCGAGAUGUUCACGCCCGUGUACGAUGUCGAGGUGGCCGCCACGGGGCCCGGCGUGCCGAGCGUGCUGAGCCCCGCCGAGUUGGCGGCCGUGCGCGCCGACGUCGAGGCCUGCUUCAGAGGCCUGCCCGCCAUUAUGGGACCGGUGCGCGUUCUGCGUUCGCCGCUCAUCCCAGAAGAGCGGUUCCUGCACGGGUUCAGCACGCGCCAGGGCGGCGUGUCUCACCUGCCUGGGAUGAGCUCUCUGAACCUGUCGCGCUCCGUGCGCCGGCGCGACCCGCCGGGCGCCACUGUCGAGAACAAGCGGCGCCUGGCGCAGGCCGCGGGCUUCGCGCUCGACUCGCUCCGCACUCCCAAGGCACGGCGACACGCACGGCCCACACACGGGCCCCACACGCCACACACAGACCCCACACACAGACCCCACACACAGACCCCACACGGACCCCACACGCACACCGGUUAUGACGUUGCCGUGUCGCACCAGGUGUGCCACAGCACCGCGGUGUGGGUGCUGGGGCCCGAGGAGCCGGCGGAGUACGACGGGCUCCUGACGGCGCGGCCCGGCGUGACGCUUGGCGCGCCGGGCGCCGACUGCAUCCCGCUGCUGCUGGCCGACCCCGUCCGCGGGGCGUGCGGCGCCGUGCAUUCGGGCUGGCGCGGCACCGUGGGGGACAUCGGCGGCGUGGCGGUGCGCGCCAUGGUGGCGGAGCUGGGCUGCUCGGCGCGGGACCUCAGGGUCGUGCUGGGCCCCUCCAUCGGGCCCUGCUGCUUCCAGGUGGGCCCUGAGGUGGCCGCCCGGUUCUCGGCCAUCGACGCGACGUGCCUACGGCACCUGGCGGACGGGACGACGAACGGCGACCUGCGCAGGGCCACCAGGAUUCUGCUGGAGCGCAGCGGCGUGCUGCCGGAGCACAUCGAUGACGGCACAGCGCCCGGUCAGCGGGACGCCGACACCGGCGUCGUCACCCUGUGCACCUCGUGCCACCCGGAGCUCUUCUUCUCGUACCGCCGCGACGGCUCCGAGUUCGGCACCAUGCUGGGCUUCAUCGCGCUGCGCGAGUGACGCCUCCUUCCAGACAAAUCACCGCUCCCUUCCACCCAACCCCCCGCCGUGCCUCUACCUACUAAGUAUUAAAGUUUUUUUGUGUGUUAUUUUUGCCACUGAGCUAUGUAACA